Molecule: messenger RNA, 1164 nt
Organism: Procambarus clarkii (red swamp crayfish)
Lineage: Eukaryota; Metazoa; Arthropoda; Malacostraca; Decapoda; Cambaridae
Product: ATP synthase subunit C lysine N-methyltransferase
Biological process (GO): peptidyl-lysine trimethylation; regulation of mitochondrial ATP synthesis coupled proton transport; positive regulation of proton-transporting ATP synthase activity, rotational mechanism
Cellular component (GO): mitochondrion
Molecular function (GO): protein-lysine N-methyltransferase activity
Source: RefSeq, a predicted model, not a curated record
GUAGACGCUGGGUUGGGAUGUGUUGACGCUGGCCUGCGUUGCUUUUAUAAACCUCGGCUUAUAUACAUAUAUAUAUCACUGAAAUUAAUUUAAUAAAUACAUGCCUGCCAAGUUGAAGAAUUUAACUGUUAAUUAAGAUCAUUAUAAUGCGGUUUUAAUAUUGACCAAUAAUUUAUAUACGAAGCGUACAAAUUUUGUGUCCGAAAUACAUGGGCGCGCUCCGUCUUCCGUAGCAAGUGAUAAUUAUAAUAUUUAAUGUGGUAUUCAUUGGUAAGGCGGCUAAAAGCUCUACUUACGGGUGCCCUCCCACAACUGCGGUAGAGACCGGUACUUUUGGCUGCUGGGUACCCACCCAACUUGCCCGGUUCACCCCUCCAUAGAACUUUGUCAAUGGGACAUAAAGUUCUUAAAAAGCCCCGUUCUACUGUUCCCGGUCGCCACUACGCCUUUUAAAUGGAAUUACCCGAGCAAUUUCAGGAGUCUGAUAGAAGCAACAGCAAGAGAGGGCGUAAAUUAGGUUUAGUUUUGGUGGGCCUUACAGGCGGAGCUGCAGUUGCCCUGAGUGUCAUUGCUGCACCAUUCGUAACUCCAGCACUUAGGAAGGUUUGCCUACCUUAUGUUCCAGCAACCAAUGAGCAAGUCAAUAAUGUUUUGAAAGCCCUAAGAGGUCGCUCGGGGAGCUUAGUUGAUCUUGGGAGUGGUGACGGACGAAUUGUGGUUGCUGCUGCACGUGAAGUAAAAUUGAAAGGUGUGGGAGUAGAAUUAAAUCCUUGGUUGGUUUGGUACUCUCGUUGGGCAGCUUGGAGAAGUGGAGUUUCAUCUUCAGCGUCUUUUAUCGCACAAGAUUUGUGGAAAUUAAACCUCAAGCAAUACCAAAAUGUUGUUAUCUUUGGGGUUGAAGAGAUGAUGCCUGCCCUGGAAUCCAAGUUGGUGCAAGAGCUACAACCAGAUGGCUGCGUUAUUGCUUGUCGCUUUCCUCUUCCAUCGUGGAAACCAGUUGUUACCUUUGGGGAUGGUAUCAAUACAGUGUGGCUUUACACAAGACCUGGAAUAAGUUACCUUAAAAAUGAAAUAAACAAUAAUGUGACUCACGAUGAUACCUGAUUAAAAAUAUAUAUAUUGAAAGGUGUACAGUACUAACUUAAUAAAUAUAUUGAGCUUUAA